CUAAGACACUAUAAACGUAAUUAAUUUCAUGGCAGUUACUCCUGUUUCCAGCUGUGUGUUGAUACGUUAGCAAUUAGCAGGUGUAACUCAAGCGCUUCAGAGUGGGGCCUGGAAGUCAAAGUGACAUUUCAGCCACCCAGGCAGCGCAGCCCAAAGUUCAGAUCUCUCUCCCGCAGCCCAUGUGCCUCCCCCAGCUCCCGGGGCUGCCACGUUCCCGGUCCGCUCUGUGCGGGCUCGCCGUACGUGAAGCUGUGUGGCUCGCCGUGUCGCAGGCAGUCUCUGGCCAGCCGUAAAGCGGAAGGCUGGGUCCUUGCAGGGAGCCUUUUUUUUAAAGCCUGGUGUCAAGCUGCAUUACAGCUAUGGGCACGGACUGCUGGAGCACUGAAAAACAGCUCGAUUCUGAGCGACGGGGCCUGAAGAUGCAGCGUGAAACAGAAACCCUGAAGUGUAACUUGUAAUUCUCCAAAUGGCAGACCCGCAACCCCAAACAGGAUAUUUAUAGGCUUGGUGAAAGUACUGCCCCAAGGCACAGUGUUGGAGGCCCUAAUUACUUACAAACAAAGCAGCCUUCCCUCACAGUGAGCCUGGUAACUAUGGUCUUGCUGUGUCGUUGUGUGGGCUGUAUCUCCCCCCUGUGAGAGAGGCUCAGUACUGCCCCCUGUUGGUGGGGACCAGUAUAGCUCUCUGUUGUUGUAACCUCGGUGUCCGUGGAGAUCUGUACUGCCCCCUGUUGGUGGGGAACAGCGCAGCCCUUUUUCGGUGUGCCCUCACUGUUGCUGCGGAUCACCCAGUUGGAGUGGCUCUGUAACACCCCCUGCCAGUGUGACUCUGUACCUCUCCCUGUCACGGCAGCUGUACGGGGCACCCCCAAUCGCUGUGACCCCCCCCCCCUGUUGUUGUGACUGUAUCACCACCUGUCGAUGUGACUCUGUACUGCCCCCUGUCAGUGUGACUCUGAACUGCCCCCUGUUGGUGUGACCUUGCCACUCCCCCUCCAUCAGUGUGGCUCCGUACUUCCAUUGGUGUGACUCUGUACCGUCCUCCAUCAGUGUGACUUUGCUGUGCCCUCCCAGCGGUGUGGCUCCGCAUUGGCCCCCGUCGGUGUGGCUUUGCGGCGCCUCCUGCUGGAACACCCUCUCCGCCGGUGUCCCCCGCCCCCGUGCUCCGCCUGAAUGCUCCCUCUCAGCGGAGCCGCGCUGAAAGCAGCCUCUGUUCACUCACACAUACUUUCCCAUUGACCGCAGCCCUUUGAUUACGUUCAUGCAGAGAGCCGCUUUCUUCUCCUCUUGUUAAAGUGCCGCAUUAAUGGUCAGGCAUUUCAGAUCCUUUCCUCAGGGGAAGAAUACCUUCAGAUGGCACUUUGAACAGCUGCUGUUUAUUAUUACGCAACAUUACGUAAGCUUUCACACGACCCUUCUUUACCGCAGGGAGAAAGGGCCUGUGUGCAUCUACCUGGCCCCAGCGUAUUGCCGACUCCCUCAAAACGGUCCUCUCCCAUGAUCCAAAUCGGUUCCUAUUAAUCUGUCUUCCAAGUUUCCAGCUACUUUCAUGCCCCACGACCAGCAGACGUUUCUGCAUAUGAAACGUCUUACAGAUUUUUCAGGCUCAAGUGUGCAUUAAAAUGUGGAACCCAUUAUGCACUUGAGCCGUUUGAUCCGCGGCUCCCAAAACUUGACACGGGAUUUCGCGUCACCUGACAGGAAAUCUGAACACAACUAGACCAGCCACACAAUUCAUGCAGGGAAACCAAAUGUGUUUUUUUUUUUAUUUAUUUAUUGGAUUUAUUGAAAGGAGAUGGUGGGAGACUUAGGAGACUUUUUAAAUACACAAAGAAGACAUUAACAAAAACAGUGUUAUUAAUAACAGAGAGGGAAUAUUCAGUGCUUAGAUCUGUGUGUGGGUGUUGUCACAGGAUAAGGCGUGUGCUCCGGACCAGUGUGCCCAGCAAUAUCAGCCUGGGAAACAUAACGUCACACAGCUGAUUAGAUGCUUCUCGACAGGCAGGGGACGCCGCGCACGGAGCCCUGGACACGUUCCUCUCAGACAUUCCCUCUGCCAGCUGUUUGUGUGGUUUGUGGGGGACGCGGAACUCCGGUUUCUGAAAAUUGGCUGAUGAAGUGAUGAAUGUGCAGGGACGAGAAAACAUGAGAGGAACUGAGAAAGCUGUCUGCUGAGCACCGAUGGUUAUCUGUCACUGUGAGCCUCCUGCGUCUCUCCUGCGCUGGGAGGCGUUUAACACUGCUGGCAGCGUGUGUUUAGCUGCGCCCCCCCUUGCGUUCUGGUGUUAGUGUGGAUGCUGACGAAGUUAAUAGGGUAGGUGACGGCGUUGUGACUCUGUGGGUCAGAAUGCUGCGCUCUGCAUCUCACGAGUUCAGUUCCCAGGGUCAGCAGAGUGAUUUCACCAUUGGGGCCUGGAGCUUCCGGUCAGAAAUGUACGUCGCUUUUGAUAACAGCAUCUGCUAAAUAAAAAUAAUGUAAAAAAAACGAGCCGCAUGCCAGCAAUGCUGGUGUAUCUCACCCCAGACAGUUACGCCCAUCACCUGCCUUUGGAGGGCGCUCUGAGACCCUCUGUGUGAAUCAGGCCUUCUCAUUCAUAUCCAGAGCUGUAGCUUAGCACCUCGGCUCACCGGGCUCCCAGAUUUCGUGAGCGAAGGAUGGGACUCGGACAGCAGGAACAUGCCAGAGACAAUCCCACAUUGCAGUGACGUGUGCCGGAUGGCAUCGGGUGCCCACCUGGGAAACUCCACUCUCUUGGCUGCAGGGCACUAGGGCGCCCCCUCCUGUCAUGAGUCGGUAUUACAUCUACCAUCCACGUGUAAAUGUAUCACACGUGAGUGCACCUUCUCUCGCUGGCUGUGGGUGCAGCUUAGCAGGGUGAGUAACACACUCUGGGCCGCGCUGUUAAUGGGGCUGCAGAAGGACCUGUAACCUGCCGCUUUUCCUGUUAUCUGACCACUGUCAGUAGGAGCUAUGUAUGAGUCCUUACCAUAUAUGGUGGGGGAAAUGAUCUCAGGCAGUGAAAGAGAAUGAUGUUUAAAUGAUCUUCAUGUUGGUGUAACUAUGAUAUGUAUGUCAAAGUGUAUUAGCCUAGCCAAUUCAAAACCUCUGCAAAAGUCACAUCAGUAUUUGUGGCAACCAUCCAAUAUACCUGUGUAUUUUUUCAUUUAACCACUGCCCCACUUUGUUUGGCUAAUCAAUACCCCAUUGAGUUAGUUAAAUAACUAAUCAAUUAGUUAGGUGCCCCUGAGGAGAGGUUUGGAAACCAAAGUGGUUUUCAUCUAUUCAUCCAACAAGAUAUCAUUGACUUCCUGUUACUUGAAUUAAGUAACAGGACACACAUAUUCUCUGACGGUCUAAAACUUUUGCACAAAAGUUUAUAUCCAUCCAUCCUUUAAUUGGUUAUCUAGUCAUGGUCACAUGGUGGCCUGGAGCCAAUCCCAGGGAACACAGGGCUCUAAUUGAUGUGUUGAGAUCCUUAUUAUGCAAUCCAGACAUGACCAAUCCCAUGGUUACUGUUAAAUGAAAGUACAAUGAACACUGACACUAACUGUUCAUGGGGCAGCACUCAGUUCUGGUCGUCCCCCCCUUUUCCCCCGCCUCCCUUGAAGCAGUGUGGGCUUCAGCUUAUAAGACCUGACAUCACCAAAGGUGAAAGGGGAGCUGCUCUGUUACAUGCUGCCCUCUGCUGGACAGCAUGGAUCAUGUUGGAUGGAGAGCUUUCUGAGAUCAUGCCAGCGUUUGCUUUUCAGGAUGUUUAUGCUGGAAGAGGAAAACAGAUAAUUAGUGCCCGUUAGCAUAGUUACAGUCAAACUGGCGAUAAGAGCUCAGUUUGGGUGGGGCUCUGUACCAGCUUAUCUGCCCAGCAGAACGCUGUCCCAGUGGAUUUUGGGAAGUCCUGCCGCUCGAUGCUGUUGUGGCUUUAUGUUUCCUUUCCUCUAUUUUCUCCCUUCUGAUGCCUCCAAGCUUCCCUUUUCCUGUAAGUCGCUCCUGCGGACGGCUGUAUGGUUUGUACAGGAAAUUUGACAUUUUUUUUCUCUCCCAUGCUCCCCGGAGUCCCGCGGACCAGGAUCUGAUCGACUCGUUCGCCUCGGAGAUUGGAGAGCUGAAGCAGGAGAUGGUGCAGACGGCCCAGCCCACGGGCAGGCACUCCGGCGCCGACCUCCUGGAAGGGCUGGAGGGGGAGGUGAGCGGCGUCUAUCUGCAGUCCCAUCCGGGGGCUACAAGUGGCGCCAGAGACUCGGGCUACGACUCCCUGCGGCGCCGCAUGAGCGUGCUGGACAGGCUGGCUCACACACACGCCGCGUGGCUGCUGCUGUCGCUCAGCGACGAGGAGGCCGGCCGCAUCCUGCAGCAGCAGCCCUGUGGGACGUUCCUCGUGAGAAAGUCGGCACGGCUGCAGAGGAAGGUGCUGUCCCUGCGCGUGGACGACGUGGCGCCCGGAGCCGUCAGCGACUUCCCCAUCAGGGAGAGCCAGUAUACUUUCUCUCUGGAGGGAUCCGGGAUCAGCUUCGCCGACCUGUUCCGCCUGGUGGCCUUCUACUGCAUCAGCAGGGAUGUCCUGCCAUUCACCCUGAGGCUUCCCGAGGCCAUCGCCACGGCCAAGACCCAGACUGACCUGGAGCAAGUGGCCCAGCUAGGGGCAGGAUUCUGGGAGUCCUCACUGUGCCGCAGGAAGGAUCCCUCCGUCUCACCCUCUCGCGGGUCACAGGUUAAACCCCCGCAGCCUCCAGGGGACCCGGGGCCUCACCUGAGUCUGCGCACGAGGGCCCCGUCGCAGCUGGAGCGCGGACAGUCAAACGGGGCACUCUGCUUCGUCAACCCGCUCUUCCUGCAGGCGCACCGCCUCGAGGGAGCUUCACCUCCGGAUCCCAAAUCGCUCCCCUGUGGGCCUGCCCUCCGUACGCCCCCGCCACGGCCCCCACCCCCACGCUCGCUGCCCCGUCGGCCCGCACCUCCGCCGCAGAAACAGAGGAGCAUGCCGGAGACGGCGGCCUGGACGUGCCCGCAGCCACAGCCACCGCCAUCCGUGCGCCGGGGCAUCAUGGGGGCCAAGCUCAGUGGCCUGACCUUCUCCACGCCCAAACGUAGCAGUGCCCCCAUCCCCGUGCCCCCGCCCCGCCUGAAGAAGCAGUACAGCAUGUCUGACGCCGAUGGCCUGCGAUGCCAGAUCGCGCUGGAUGAGCGCACCAUCGAGAAGGCUCUGUCUCAACGUCGCCCACCCGCCCCGACUGCCGAGAGCCCUAGCCCCCCUGCUGUGCCUGGCGCAUGCCCAGACGCCCGGCGUCGCAGCAGGGGAGAGCCCGGCCAGCGGCUGAGUGAUGUCAGCAUCUCCACGUCCUCCUCUGAUUCCCUGGAAUACUCCCACAGCUACUCCCUGUCAGGGCCAAGCCCCCCCUCCGGCGACGGGCCAGCAGGCGACAGCAGCGAGGAGGAGGACGACGACAUGGAGGAGGAAGAGGAGGACUAUGGCAUGAGCGUGGAGAGCGACCAGGAGGUCAGCGUGCCGCUGCCGUUCAAGUCCAAGAAGCUGCACGUGGGCGGCACGUUCGUGCUGCGACGGGCGCUGAAGGGCCGCCUGCGCAAGGUCAGCGGCGUCUUCAACUCGUUCAUGACGCCGGAGCGGCGGGCGGUGCGGCGCAUCGCGGAGCUGGCCCGUGACAAGGGCGCCUACUUCGGCUGCCUGGUGCAAGACUAUGUCAGCUUCCUGCAGGAGAACCGUGGUAGCCACACGUCGGGCCUUGACCUGCUGCAGACGCUACGUCAGUUCAUGACUCAGAUGAAGGCCUACCUGCGGCAGAGCUCUGAGCUGGACCCCCCCAUCGAGUCACUGAUCCCCGAAGACCAGAUCGACCAGGUGCUGGAGAAGGCCAUGCACAAGUGCGUGCUGAAGCCGCUGAGGAGCGUGGUGGAGACGGCCCUGAUGGACUUCCAGGUGACCAGCGGCGCCUGGCAGCAGCUGCGGGAGAACCUGGCGCUGGCCAAGGCCAAGCAGCCUCAGGAGCUGGGCGUGGACUGCACCUACCCCCCCGACCCGGUGGCCGUCGAGAAGAUCCGCCACAAGUUCCACAACAUGCGCAAGAUGUACUCACCUGAGAAGAAGGUGGCAUUGCUGCUGCGAGUGUGCAAGCUCAUCUACACCAUCAUGGAGGACAACUCGGGGAGGAAGUUCGGUGCCGACGACUUCCUGCCCAUGCUGACCUACGUCCUGGCCCAGUGCGACAUGCCCCAACUGGACCUGGAGAUCCAGUACAUGAUGGAGCUGCUUGACCCCUCCCUGUUGCACGGCGAAGGCGGCUACUACCUGACCAGUGCCUACGGAGCCAUGUCCCUCAUCAAGAACUUCCAGGAGGAACAAGCCGCCAGGGUGCUGAGCUCAGAGGCACGCAACACGCUGCACCAGUGGCACCGCCGCCGGACCGCCCAGCGCACCGUGCCCUCGGUGGAUGACUUCCAGAACUACCUUCGCGUGGCCCUGCAGGAGGCGGACAGCGGCUGCACGGCCAAGACCCUGCUGGUGCACCCCUACUCCACCACCGAUGAGGUGUGUGUGCUGUGCUCCCAGAAGUUCAGCGUGCAGGACCCGGAGAGCUACGCCCUGUUCCUGCUCAUCGGGGAGACCAGCCAGCAGCUAGCCCCAGACACCUACCCCCAGCGCAUCAAGGCGGAGAUCCACAGCCGCCCUCAGCCCCAGCCGUUCCACUUUGUGUACAGGAAGGUGCCUAACCUCAACUUGUGUGGACCCACCGACCAGCAGAACGGCAACUGUCUCUCCGAUUGAACUCAGGGAGGCUGUUCCAGGCUCACAUCAUGGCUGUUCCAGGCUCACAUCAUGGCUGUUCCAGGCUCACAUCAUGGCUGUUCCAGGCUCACAUCAUGGCUGUUCCAAGCUCACAUCAUGGCUGUUCCAGGCUCACAUCAUGGCUGCCCCUUCACGUAGGACUGGAGCCGUCUAACCCAAGCAGCUACCCGCUUUCUAUGACAGUGGAAGCCUCCCGUCUUGUCGGGUGAAAGACAAAACGACUCCGACCUCCGAAUUUCACAUCAGAGUGACACAGCUGGGGGGUGGACAGUACCUUACAGUUCCUGUCCCUGGCAGAGAACUCUCAGCUUUAACAAGGCCGACAUACAGGGGGCGCUGUAGCUCCCAUGCCAUAACCUUCUCUUCACUCCGUACAUCUCCCUGACUUAUACGACUGCUCACAUGAUGACGCAGGAACAUCGAAGAUGACGGAUCUCUUUUUGUUCAGUUUCAUCGCAGUGACGGCUGAGAUCAUGCUGGAGCCCAGGAUGUGCUGCAGUAACUGUAUCAGUACGGGCAUCGUCCUGUGUGUGAGGAUUCCUCUCUGACUGCUACACAUGCCUCUUGCCCACAGAUACGUACUUAUGCAUUUACAUAUUAAAUAUGCAGUAAAUAUAUUUUUAUUUAGAAAAAAAGAUUUCCGAUUUAAUAGUUUUUCUUGCGCUGCAGUUGCUGGUAAACUGUGGUUUGUUGUUGGUAUAUGGUCUUUAUUUUUGGUAAUUUUGAUAUUUUGACCACACUUUUUAUAAAUGUUUCAUGCCAGGCUGUUCUGACGGCGACCAGGAAGGCUCCUAAUGUUUGACUCUAUGCCAGUGAUCAGCACCACGAAACAUGAUUCACUUUGUAAUUCAGCAUCUCGCUUCGAUACAGACACAUCCAUUCAUGCACCUUCUAACUUGGGACUGGGGUACACCAUGGACAGGGUGCCAGUCCAGCAUACACAUACUGAUGGAUGAAGAAGUAACAAGUUAAAAUGACUAAAGAAGCCACGUGAUUGGUCAGAUUUGUGUCAUGCACUUAAGAAGUCAAAUGAUUGGUCAAAUUAUGGUGUCGGUAAACUACUGACGAGUACCAGAUACCUUCAGCACGUCCCUUGUUCCUCAUGCCUGGUCUUAACAGAAGACCUAUGCAGUCAAAGUGGUACAUAUGUACACCAUGUAUACAGUGCUGUACACACCAGAGUCGUUUUUAUUCAGCCUUAACUCUUAAUGCCUUAAUUUCUUUAUAAAUGAUUAUAAAUGCAGUAGCUGUGAUGGUUAUUAGUAACAUUGCUCAGUGUGUAGGUUCCUACAAGGAAAGAGCAUGUCACACAUAAAAAUGUUAGACCACAUCCAUGGGUUAAAAAAAUGUAGAGAGUGGCUGGCAUCACCUGCAGUGUCCGUUGCCAAAGAUGUGGUACUAGAAAUGUCUUCUGUUUGCCAGGGGAUUUGAAAACAAAAGAACUGUGUUAAGUGUAAGUUGGAGAAGAGAAAUGUGCAGGGCUUCGAGGGAGGAGAUCAGGAUAAUUAAUAAUGCAAAACGUAGUGGAUGCUUUUUAUUGCUUUCAGCUGCUUUUCUGGUUUUACACGUUUUGAGUCUGUUUGAUGUCAGGGACCAGCAAUAUGGGGAUGAUUUUUAUGUCAUAUCUAUCUGUGGAAUUUAAAUCUGAUGAUGUACGGCAUCUAAAUCGUAUUGCUCUUGUAAUCCGCAAGACAGAAGACAAAUUAAAAAAGAACUUACAGGCACUAAUCUUUAGCAGAAUCUGUUGCUGCCCCAGGCAGAUGGUGUAGUGAUCAUUUUGACUUUUUUUUUUUUUUUUAGCUUAUAAAAAUCCUGAGAAAUGUAUCAGAGACCCGAAGGUUAUUAAUACAGUAAAGUGGAAUGUUAGGUGGGGCACAAACACAAAGGUUAUGAAACACUAAAUGUCUGGAUUUGGUGUGACUAUUAGGUGUAUGAUCAUUUUAAAGCAUUAUUUUAGAUUUGUACUGUAACUGUCUUUUAAAAAAUGAUUAAAAUAUAGCUGGUAAUUGUAUUUAUAUAUAUAUAGUCUGUGCUGGAAUUUUCACAGAUAACUUUGCCCUUUAUAGCCCUCAUUUACUUGUUUCGUUUUGUCUUCUGGAAAUGACAAGACAUGUAGAAUAAGUAUCCAGGCCCAUGUCACCGGUACCUCGUGUGUAAACUAUAUUUUGCACACAAUAAAUUCUGGUGAUUUGGUAGAAUAA
This is a messenger RNA of Paramormyrops kingsleyae, 9000 nucleotides long. NCBI's taxonomy places the organism in Eukaryota, Metazoa, Chordata, Actinopteri, Osteoglossiformes, Mormyridae. The record is from RefSeq and is a predicted model, not a curated record.